UUUAACAAUAUGACGUUAUUGUUGUAUUUUUUUCACAUGCCCCGAUGAGCUGUGCAAAACCGGUAACCCCUGCAUUCUGACCUGUUUCGUUCCAAAGCUACUCAACACAAAGGUCCGGAAAGUCAAAGCAUGAAAGUAAACAGACAUCAUGCAAUGAUGCAGCAACUUAACAUAAUUUAGAAGAUCAGAAUGCGACGGACGAUACGGGUUUUUCUAUAUUCUUUGUGGAUUUUUAUGGCGUUGAUAUGCAUCGUACUGAACAUCAUCAACAUUGAUUGGGGAAUAACAGACACAGUGAAUGGUAUAAUAAUCGUGAUAGUUCUUGGAGUUCUUCAAGGAUCUGUGCUUGAGUUUCCCGUGCAGACUAUUGCCACGUUACUAAUUGGCGGUGAACGACGUCAUAAUAAACGCGCCCCAUGUGAUCGUUUGACUGUUAUUCUCAAUUACAAUCUAUUAGCUACGGGAAAAGAUGAUAUUCUGGAAUGUAUUGAAACAAUGUAUAUGGCGUAUGUCGGAAACCUCAGUCCAAAUGUUUCGGCUGUUCUGGUAAGUGCUACUAACGACGAGGAACUGAAGGAAUAUGAACUACAGAUACGGGAUACCUAUCGUGCUAUCUUAUAUGACGACUUAUACCGAGAAGGUCUUGCGUUUGCUCGUGGGGAAUAUGAAUUGGUAGACCCGAUACAUCUUCACAAUGUCUGGGCGAUGUAUGUGGAUGUGGAUAGAAAUGUUUUCGUUACUGAUUAUCUUGAGGAUAUAUGUGACCGAUACGCCCGUGAGUUUAUGGUAGUACAUCGAGUGAGUCGAGUUCUGAGGAAAUGUGGGCAGUAUCAAGACCUUAUGCUCCUUUCUGAAGGUGAAUUUGAGGCAUAUUCGUAUUGUGACAAAUGUUGCUACGGUCGUUCCGCUCGUGAAACAGGCGAAGCGUUGUUUCACACAAGCGAAGACGUCUCCAAUAUAAUAGAAAGGAAAUUUGACUACACACUUGUAUUAGAUGCCGACACGGGCGUACCUCGGGGCGGAGUUUUUGAUAUGUUACGUAUCGCAGCCGCUCAUCCCGAGAGAGGCAUCAUUCAACCGUCAAUCAAACUUCAUUGCGGACCGGGCGACACAAUGUUUAUGCAUCUCGAGGCCAUGAGGCAGAGCAUUUAUGAACCAAUGACAAACGCGAUAACCGCUAUGUUUGAACAAUCCUCUUACUUCGGAAAAGCUUUAAUUAAAAAUAAAUUAUACAUUGACUACGUGAUUGGUUCAAAAGAUGAUCUCAUCGAAAGAGUGCCAGUUGAUGUGCUUAGUCAUGACACCUUCGAGGCAGCGCUGCUAAAGCCGCUGUAUGCUGGAAGUACUUUUCUUCUAGAAGCACCAAGCCAUAAUUAUGUUACAUGGAACAUACGUGAGCGACGAUGGAACAGGGGUGAGAUACUUCUAGCAAUGUAUUUCUGGAAGUACGCAUUCGGUAAACCUAUGCGAUGGCUACAACAGAAACUUCAGCGGUCGAAAUUCAAUAAGACCAAAGUCAGGACAGAAUCAAAACUAGACUUUGUGACCUCUUACAUAGCACAUUCGGCGCUGCGACAGAUGAUGAUGAAGCCAGCACUUCUGUUAUAUAUCGUUCUUCACAUCAGCGUCCACCUACGCUACCGAUACGCGUCAAUUAUCAUUGUCAUGUUCAGUGUACUAGUUUUCCCAAAGUUUGCUACGUGUAAUCGCGAAAAUUACAAGUUUGUGUUUUUAGAAACGAUAGCGUCCAUUCUCCAAUUCACGCCUGAAGCGCUAGUUGGCUGCGUACGUAUCUGGCGUGCACUUUACGCCAAUAUUUCAAUCAAUGCCAAAUGGGUACCUCAGAGAGCCGUGGAGGAAGAGUUCAAAAGCUCUAAUCCGUUUAUUUCAAGUUUAAAGCACUUAUGGGGUUAUUCAUUGUUUUCAAUGGUCCUAGGUGUUUUAGUUGUUAUCUUUCUUGAAAGAGCCAUUCUUGUGUUAGUUAUGCUAAUUACCACAGCGCUGUUACCCUUUUACACUGGAUUUACAUCGUUACCCAUAAAUUUCAAAUGUUGCAAGCCAAGGAGUAUAUCAAUACGAAGACUGUUCAGACGUGGUGGUAAACUCGAUAUAUCUGCACAUAUAAAUACAGUUGCCGAUCCUAAUAUGUACAGCAGCAUUGGGAACACUUCUGAGCCAACUCUUGAAUUAAGCAAAAUAGAAAAUAAUUUGUUAACGCCCAACAUGUUCACAAACUACGGAUUUGAUGAAAGAUCCGAGUUGCCAAAUAAUACAAAAACACAGAAUAAUGCGUCAUGGUCAAGGGACGUAGAAAGUAUGAUUGCAAAUUCCGAACGCUACGGGCAAAUGUUAAGUCUGUCCGCUGGAAGAAAUAGUCAUUCCAGGCGGGUUGAUGGUCGAGAAAAGCACGUGUCAGUAAUAAACGUGAAAUUUCCGAAACUAGAUGAUACAAAUGAAUCCAACGAAUAUGAUGUUAUACAUCUAUCAAGUAGUGAUGGUGCUUCUUCACUUUCGCCAACGGGAACCAAGAGCUUUAGUUCUCGAUCAUCGCUUUCCUCGAAACUUCCUAGCUUGGACAUUACUCUUGCUGAACAAGGGAGCAUUUGGUACGAAAACAACGUUACUUAUAUAAAAGUAGGUAAAAGGCAUAAAAUGAAACUAUGGGACACAUCCUCUAAAACAUAGUUUACAAUAAAUUUACACUGUAGAACAAUAUCAUGAAGAGCAUACACUCUAAGAACACAUAACUGUAUGUAUUGUAGUUCAGUAAUGGUAUUUGUGCCCUCUGUAUUUUGUAAAUGUCCUUUCUUAUCGGAACAGCUUACUGAUCAAAAUAGGAAAGGUAAAAGAUUUAAAGUUGAACACAGGGACAAGUCAUCUUAAAACAAAUAUCGAACAGCUACCAUAGAGCAUAAUCUCUAUUUUCAAACAUGUAUAUAUAUGUACCAAAGUUCAAAUAUUUCAUUAUUGUUCUUUACACGUUUCAAAUGUCCUCUCUUUUGGAAGCAUACUGAUAAAAGGGGUCGUGAUUACGAAAUGUGUUUAUUAAAACAAGGCCCAGAGCCAUAUUGGUAGUACCUAAACUGUAUUCGUGCGCUUAUGAUGUCCAUUUUAUACAGUUGAAGCCGUAUUUGUUUAAGUGUUACGUGUGAUAUUAUAUUCUAUUAUAUUCUAAUAACAGUU
Molecule: messenger RNA, 3183 nt
Organism: Dreissena polymorpha
Lineage: Eukaryota; Metazoa; Mollusca; Bivalvia; Myida; Dreissenidae
Source: RefSeq, a predicted model, not a curated record